CGAUUUAUUCCUUUGACAAGGCAGGUAGCAAGUGGUUUGUAGUAUAAAAUAACUAAUUUUUAAUCUAAAAAAAACAUUUGGAAAUAAAAAAAUAUUGUUAAAUAAUGACUAGUCAAACUCAAGGAAUCCAGCAGCUUUUAGCAGCAGAAAAAAAGGCUGCUGAGAAAGUUGCGGAAGCUAGAAAAAGGAAAGCAAGGCGUCUAAAGCAAGCCAAAGAUGAAGCUACUGAAGAAAUAGAAAAAUAUCGCCAAGAAAGGGAAAGGCAAUUCAAGGAAUUUGAGGCAAAGCACAUGGGAUCCAGGGAAGGAGUUGCAGCAAAAAUUGAUGCUGACACAAAACUUAAAUUAGCUGAAAUGAAUCAGGCGAUUGAACAACGCAAAGAGCCCGUAAUAAAUGAAAUCCUUCAAUAUGUAUAUAACAUCGUUCCAGAAAUCCAUAGAAAUUAUCGUAAAGAUUAAGUAAAAAAAAACAAAUUCGCGCAUAAAUAAUAUAAUUGAGUGUUCUAAACUAUAAUAAUAUUAAAAUAAUGUGCAUAUAUAAAUAUACAUAAAUAAUAUGGCAAAUUUCUCGUAUAAAACUAAACAUUGUUCAUUUUUGCAGAAAAUUUCUGAGUAUUAUAAUAAUAUUAAAAUUUCUUGUUGAAUUCAUGUAAAUAAAUACCAAUUUCAUUGGUUUUAUUAGAAAUAAUGUAUAUAAAAGUGUUAUGUAGUUUAUCUUUCAAAAAUAAGUUUUUAAUUCUUAUGUACCUAUUUAAUUAACUUUUCUUUGUGCAAUAAGAAAUCGUAGUAAUGAAUUACUUCCUUUGAAACCAAUUUUUUAUGUGUAUAUAAUUUGUUUCCGACACAGAAAAAGAAAUUCAAAAAUUAAAAUUUAGAUGGUGUACAAUAGUACCACUGCGAUAGUUAUCUUGAAAAAAUCGUUAAGCAUUCUUACAAAUAUCAAAAAACAAAUGAAAAUCUUAAGACAUUUAAGUAAUUACGUAGGUUUUUUAGUUAAAAGAUUUAUGAAUGGUUUUUUAGUUUUAUUAAUUAAAUUACUCUUUUAAAUUGCUUCAUUUGAUGAUUAAUAUGCAAUAUAUACUUAUAUUUGUAAACUCAUACAUACUUAUGUUUUUUUGUAUUUUAUGUGAAAGUAGUAAAAAAAUAAGAGCAAAUUAAAAAAAUUGGAAAGCCUUACUUUCUUAAGAUAUACUAAAAA
Molecule: messenger RNA, 1197 nt
Organism: Condylostylus longicornis
Lineage: Eukaryota; Metazoa; Arthropoda; Insecta; Diptera; Dolichopodidae
Gene: Vha13
Product: V-type proton ATPase subunit G
Exons: 3
Coding region: 105-458 (117 amino acids)
Biological process (GO): proton transmembrane transport
Cellular component (GO): vacuolar proton-transporting V-type ATPase complex
Molecular function (GO): proton-transporting ATPase activity, rotational mechanism
Source: RefSeq, a predicted model, not a curated record